CGCCUCCACAUAAACCGGAAGUCCAGCGAAGAGCAAAAGUAGUUUGUCGUCAACAAGUUGAAGAAGUUGACAUUUUGUUGGAAGUCCAGUAAAUAAACACAACAUGUCGGGAUCUUCCAGCAUCGUGGCGAUGAAGAAAGUCGUCCAACAACUGCGACUUGAAGCGGGAAUAAACCGAGUCAAGGUCUCACAGGCUGCGGCCGACCUGCAGCAGUUUUGUCUUCAGAACGCCCAGCAGGACCCGCUGCUGACUGGCAUGUCGUCCAGCAACAACCCCUUCAGACCGCAGAAAGUUUGCUCCUUCCUGUAACUUCCAGCCUUGUGUGAGGAUUUAU
Messenger RNA from Nerophis lumbriciformis (worm pipefish), 335 nucleotides. Its product is annotated as guanine nucleotide-binding protein G(I)/G(S)/G(O) subunit gamma-5. The record is from RefSeq and is a predicted model, not a curated record. Gene Ontology annotation, cellular component: heterotrimeric G-protein complex. Gene Ontology annotation, biological process: G protein-coupled receptor signaling pathway. Gene Ontology annotation, molecular function: G-protein beta-subunit binding. Lineage: Eukaryota; Metazoa; Chordata; Actinopteri; Syngnathiformes; Syngnathidae.